CAUUGGUUUCGGGUUUUGGUUAAAGUCUUUAAUCGUAAAUUAGGCCUAGAAACGAAAUCAGUGUACAUUGUGCCCAGGUUCAUGUUCUUUAUUUUUCCUUGAUAAAAAAACAAAAAAGAUUUAUGUCAACUUUUGCAGAAACUUAAGUGGAAAAAAGUGUUUGUGUUCAGUAAUGACGGACAAAAUUAGGAUUUUUACUUAUGCUGUUGGUGCAACGUUGUUUUCAGAAUUGCUCUAUAUAUUGUGGUUGAGGUUUAAGCACCGUCAUAUGAACACAGUCAACAAAACAGAUAUUCAGCUUGGUACUGAUAGGAAUUCGAGGUCUAAUACCAGUAUUAUACUAAAUGUAGACUUUAACGACCAAGAAGUUGGAUCUAGUUAUAAACCCAUGAACAAAGUUCUUAUUUUUCCUGAUCCUGGUAUUACAUGCAAGAGGCUAAUACUAAAUGGAAGAUGUGCUUAUUCAAAUUGUCAGUUUUUGCAUAAAAAAACAUCUUUAUAUUACUUGACGAAAAUGCUUAGUACAGCUAAGACAAAAAUGGAUGUCUGUGUGUAUAUGAUGAUGUACAGCGUUCUUGGAGAUAGGAUUGUUGAUGCCCACAAGAAGGGCAUCGUUGUUCGAGUUAUAACUGAUGGUCAGAUGGGAGAUGUGCCAUCUUCUCAAAUUGGAAGGUUUCGUGAAGCAGGUAUUCCUGUGCGUUCAAAUUCUACUACUACUUUUUUGAUGCACCAUAAGUUUAUCAUAAUUGACAACGAAACUCUCAUCAAUGGUUCUUUUAAUUGGACCAAACAAGCAGUGACGGGAAAUUAUGAAAAUAUCUUAAUCACAAACCAGAAAGAACUUGUAGAGCCUUACUCAGCGGAGUUUCAACAUCUUUGGCAACUUUAUGAUCCUGUGCAGUUGGAAAAAAAAAAAGAUCCACAAUGAAUAAUUCAGAGAGUACAGAAAAUGGUGCAUCAUUCAGUCGAGUAACAUGAUACUUGUUGUUUUUAUCUGAUUUUGUGUCUGAAAUGAAGGACACUACUUCCCACAUAUCUUCAGGUGAAGAUGACCACCAGAAAUGAUUCGAUUGACAUUCCAGUAUUUAACAUGUAUACGGGUUCUGAGUUUUCAGAACAACAGUUUUUAGUAACAUCUGAUUUCAUGAUCUGAAUAGUCAAAUAAAAUCACUUUGUA
Molecule: messenger RNA, 1177 nt
Organism: Limulus polyphemus (Atlantic horseshoe crab)
Lineage: Eukaryota; Metazoa; Arthropoda; Merostomata; Xiphosura; Limulidae
Gene: zuc
Product: mitochondrial cardiolipin hydrolase-like
Exons: 2
Coding region: 173-928 (251 amino acids)
Biological process (GO): piRNA processing
Cellular component (GO): mitochondrion
Molecular function (GO): RNA endonuclease activity producing 5'-phosphomonoesters, hydrolytic mechanism
Source: RefSeq, a predicted model, not a curated record